AUGGAAGGCCAUCAAAUCCAUCAAAUGAAAAGGCUUGUAAUUUUAUUAUUGAUUGCCUUGGUUGUAUGUGUAGGCGUGACCAAUUCAGCCAAUGGACAAAAACCAAGCUUUCAAAAGAUAAUUAAUAAUAUUAGAGCAAAAUCAUGUAAUCUUGUCGGUUUGGAUGGUGUUUCCAAAUGUAAGGACAUGUUAAAGGUUGGAGCUAAUGGAGAGAAGAAUAUUAGGGAUCAAAUUAAGGCAGGCAUUGGCUUUGGUCGUUAUACACAUGAAGUAAUGCUCCCUGUUCUCAAAUCUAAACAAGGACAAGAUGGUAUUGUUGCUGGAGGAGUUCUCAAUGCUGAAUUCAUCAAACAAAUGAAGAGUCCUAGAGAAUUCUAUGAGAUGAUGUAUCCAAGCGCAACCAAUAAGGAUAACUCAAAGAUUUACAAUGGAUUAUACGCUCGUUCUGCUGGCAUUAUUUUCGACAGUUAUUUUGCUGGAAGUUUGACAAUUACCAGUGCUCAAAAACAAUUUUUUACUCAUUAUGUGGAAAGUGAAGAUGUUGUAACUGAUGAAUUCCAACAAAUUAUUGACUUGUUACCUGAUGCAUUCGAUCAAGAUGUUUAUAAUCUAGUUCUUACAUAUUUUGGGGAUGUUGUUAUGACUAAGGUCAGCUAUGGAGGUGUUGUUGAUCAGACCACUCUCAUCAAGGAAUGUUACACUGAUCCUAAAAUGAUGGAUUAUAUCAAGAGUCAAUUGAAUAGUCUCAUUAAUAACAAGACUGAUACUCCUCCUAAUGGUUUUAUUAAUUACAGAAAGGUCGAACAGGUUGAUAUUGCAGGUGGAAAUCCAGAACUCUCACUUGUUCAAAAGAGAAUCGCCUCAUUUGCUGAAAAUCCAGUUCCUGUCCAAUUCGAUGUCAAACCAAUAUAUCAAGUAUUUCCUACUGGUACCAAGAGAGAAAACAUGAAGAAAGUUUACGAUGCGCUUGUUCAACAACAAUCAAACAUUGUUAAUGACAUACUGAAAAAAAUUGAAGAUAAUAAGCUUGUUGAAUUCUUAAAGGGACAAACUAUUUACAUUUACGAUGUACAAACAAGCCUAUGUAAGAAUCCUAUUGUCUUUUUCAAUAAUUGUCCUCAUCAAAAAUUGUGUAGAACUGCUUGUGCUAACAAGUUUGAGAGCUCUAUUUUGUCACCAAAUGGUGUUAAGGAAAUUGAACGUUACAAUAUUCACAUUUGUGGAAGUUCUGUUACUCGUGAUAUCAUCAAUGGCGAAUUCACUUCCAAUCCUAUUAAACAUGACAAGGAUGAAUAUGUUUUGCAUCCUCGUUUGGAAUCUGAUGAAACUCCAAAGGAUAAUACCAUCACAGAAUUUUUGGACAGAUUUGGCAUUAUUGAUAUCAACAACAAUGCAAGAUCAGUUUUGAUGAACAAGACAAGAAGUUCUUCUCCUGGAAAUCAUGUUAGAAAGGGAACUUCAUGUCCAGCUGGUUAUGUUGCUCUGGAAAAGUUUAGAAAUGCUGAUGGUGCCUUUGGUGUUCGUGUCAAUAUUUAUAAUGCCAAUGGGAGUGUAUGGAAGACUUAUUUCCAAACUCAAAUGCUCAAUUCUGGAUGUGUUGAUGUUCCGUAUAAGAAGGUUAUGCUUUUGGAUCCAUUUGUUUCAUGGAGUGAUGACAAUUUAAAGUUUACUGCUUGUGCUAUGUGUACUCCUGCUGUUAGUGGUGGAAAUAAUUUGAGUUGUAAUUGCCCUACUUUCUAA
Naegleria gruberi is the source of this 1740-nucleotide messenger RNA. RefSeq lists its product as uncharacterized. The transcript has a single exon. NCBI's taxonomy places the organism in Eukaryota, Heterolobosea, Eutetramitea, Acrasida, Naegleriidae. The coding region runs from base 1 to 1740 and encodes 579 amino acids. The record is from RefSeq and is a predicted model, not a curated record.